UCAAGGAAUUGAGGAUUAAAUAUGCAUCUAUAAUUUUGAUUUUAAGCUUUUUAACGCUUAAAAUAUGACAUCGUACAAACCUGAUUACAGCAUAACUUGCCGAAUAUGUUUGAUUGCUGGAGGUGGCUUUUUAGAUAUAUUUUCCGCUGGAUUAUCAUACACAAAUAUUGCAACUGCUGUAAUGGAGUGCGUCCCCGUGACGAUAAUACCUGGUGACGGAUUACCUCCAUUUAUUUGUCAUGAUUGUAUGAAUAAAUUACAUGCAGCUCAUCAUUUUCGUGCAUUAUGCCUACGUUCUGAUAUUACAUUACGCAAAAAUUUAAGUACGUUAUCACAUGUAAGAGUAGAAGAAGGUCAUUAUUUAAAUCCUAACAAAAAAUUUGAUGAUGUUAAAGUUCUUGCGAAUGAUAUUAUAAUCAAUGCAUCUGAUGAACAAUCGGCGCUACAAACUUCAGAGAAACGACGUAUUCAUUUGUGUGAAAUAUGUGAAAAAGUAUUUAAACGUAGUUCAGAUUUACAACGUCAUAUGCGUAUGCAUACAGGAGAAAGGCCGUAUAAAUGCGAUGUUUGUGAUAAGACUUUUAGUCAACCGGCUCAUGUGACCUCACAUAAACGGACGCACACUGGUGAACAACCGUUUCAAUGUUAUGUGUGUGAUAAACGGUUUACUUUUAAAACCGCGUUAACAAUACAUAUACGUUUGCAUAGCGGUGAAAAACCAUAUCAAUGUGAAAUUUGUAGUAAAACUUUUAUAAGUAGUAGUUCGUUAUCGAAACAUAAACGCUUUCAUUCCAAUGAAAAACGUUAUACAUGCGAUUUAUGUGAUAUGAAGUUUAAGGAAAACUCAUCAUUAAAAUUACAUAAAAUAACACAUUCUGGUGUGAAACCAUUUGAAUGUAAUGUUUGUGGUAAAGGUUUUGCAGUUUCGUUUAAUUUAGUUCGACAUAUGAGAACACAUACUGGUGAAAAACCAUUUCAUUGUAAUAUGUGUGAGAAAAGCUUUGCAGAUAAUUUUAUCUUAAAAAGUCAUUUACGUACACAUACCGGGGAACGACCAUAUACUUGUGAUAUCUGUAAUAAACGAUUUCGUGCAAGUUCUGCGUUAACAAUACAUAAACGUAUGCAUACUGGAGAAAAACCAUACACGUGCGAUGUCUGUGGUAUGAAAUUUAUUACAAGAAGUAAUUUGAUGCGGCAUCGAAAAUCACAUAUAAAAUAAACGAUAUUGUUCAAAUAGGCUUUUUAACCAUUCAUUUUGUUUCAACUAGUUGGAAAAUGUUGAGCAUUGCGACAUGUAGUUAAUAAAACGUAUUCGGUAGUACUGAAUCUUUAAUUUUGCUUGAAGACUUUGCUUAUAAAAAACUAGAGGCACUAAUCGAUAAAAUUUUACCAGUUUCAUUUGAUAUUUCUUGUUAGUUUAGUCUUAGUUCACGCCAAUCAAAUAAUGAUUUCACGCCCUUGAAAAAUGAGUGAAGAACCGUCUUAAGAAUAAUAUCUUAUAUAUUAUAUUACAAUACUUCAGGCGGAGAGAGAGAGCAAUUAUGAAAUAGAUUGUAUGCAAAUUAUCUUUUUAUUUGUUUGUCUUAAUUAGUCAAGUUUGGCAAAUGCCGUAAUUUAUACCAAAACAAGGUUUGCAAGCUGGAAGUAAACUUGAAAAUUUGUUUAAUCUUCAAAAUUAAAAUUAUGUAAGUUUUACCAGUAUACAGUCUGACUACUAUGUAUAAUUUUUUAAUCAGAUGGACGAGUAUGGCAAGCCGGAGUAUCUAGCGUUAAUGUGUGAGCUUUCUAUGUCUGCUCGUCGCACAAUGAUGUUCUGAAAAUGUUAUACGAAAAACAAAAAAUAUUCAUUUAUUAAAAUUUUUAUUGACUCCAAAGUAUUUUACAAUUACAUAUACGUAUUAAUUUGUUGUAUAGCACGAUUUUUCUUUUUAUUACAUUUAUUUUUGUUAAUUUUAUUGAACUACAGCAGAGUGUACUCUGCCCCAUAGA
This is a messenger RNA of Chrysoperla carnea, 1989 nucleotides long. RefSeq names its product zinc finger protein 239-like. The record is from RefSeq and is a predicted model, not a curated record. Gene Ontology annotation, biological process: regulation of transcription by RNA polymerase II. NCBI's taxonomy places the organism in Eukaryota, Metazoa, Arthropoda, Insecta, Neuroptera, Chrysopidae. Bases 65 to 1219 code for a protein of 384 amino acids. Gene Ontology annotation, cellular component: nucleus. Gene Ontology annotation, molecular function: RNA polymerase II cis-regulatory region sequence-specific DNA binding; DNA-binding transcription activator activity, RNA polymerase II-specific; zinc ion binding. The transcript is spliced from 2 exons.